Molecule: messenger RNA, 2217 nt
Organism: Rotaria socialis
Lineage: Eukaryota; Metazoa; Rotifera; Eurotatoria; Philodinida; Philodinidae
Source: the annotation of a GenBank genome assembly
AUGUAUAAAAACAUAUAUUUCAUUGUUAUUAUUCAAUUAUUUCUUUUCCCAACAUCAUCAUCAUCUGUUCGUUUCGGACAUGAAGUUGGCAGUUCAUCUAUGGACUCUACUCAUUAUGAUCGUCGAGUAGCGCAUCAGCAAUGUUCAUCAAACAGUGAAACAAAGCAACUCCAUCGUGCAAGUUUUUGGGUUGCCAUUCGUUCCUCGUCAGCAUUGACAACAAACAGUAGUAAUCAAACUACUUUAAUUCCAUUUCGUAGACACUUAAUUAUUAACAACGGAGAAGAUCGACUUGUAACAAGAGCUUCAUCGAAUAAAACUAAUGUUAGUAACGCUACGAAUUCGCUUGGAAUCGAUCAAGCAACUGUGGAUUUUAUUGUUGAUAAUCAAAUUCCAGGUAAUUUAACAGUGUAUGUUCAAGUAAUCGAAUGUCUCGAUUGUCCGUAUGAAGUCAUUGCACAAGAUUUAUCGUCUACUCAAGUUCUCAAUCUUACCUUAAAUACGAAAUAUACAUAUCGUAUUCGUAUUGAAUUAAGUAAUAUUUCAUCGUGUCUGGAAACGCUUACUGUCUAUGAACAUGGUCGAUACGUAUUGAAUGUUCAAAAUUCAAAUGUUCCAUCAAACAAUUCAAAUUCAGAGUCAGGUCUUAAAUGUCUUUUAACAUCAAGUCGUGCAGCAAAUAAUAUUUAUACGCCAUUGAUUUUUGGCGUUGUUGCUCUAUUGGGAUUGUUCAUUUUUUGUUUACUUGCACAACGAAUGAAAUUACGUGAAUAUUUAAACAAUUUAACAAAUCGUUGCUUUAAUAAUUCACCAACACAAGAAUGUGCACACUCCUAUGACUUACAAGCAUGUCCACCCGCAACAACCAUUUGCCAAUCGGGACUUGAUUCAGUGAAUACAAUAGAAUGUAAUGCAAACGGUUCUAAACUACCAACAAUGCACAAAUUAUCACAUAUUAUUGUGCCGAGAUCAAAACGUUUACUUAGUCUUGACGCGUAUCGUGGUUUCGCUUUAAUUGCAAUGAUAUUUGUGCAUUACGGCGGUGGUGGCUAUGCACAAUUUGAACAUUCGUCGUGGCAUGGAGUAACAUUUGCUGAUAUUGUUUUGCCAUUAUUCGUUUGGAUACUAGGAGCAUCAUUAAUAUUCUCAUUAAAAAAUGCUCUUGAUAAAGGUGUAUCAAGACGAACAUUACUCUUUAAAGUUAUAAUGCGUAGUUUGAAACUAUUUAUUAUUGGUUUUAUUCUCAAUACACGUUUUAAAGUCGAUUUAAAUGAUGUUCGAAUACUUGGUGUAUUACAACGGUUUUCCAUUAUUUAUGGUGUUAUCGGUAUAAUUGAAGUUCUUUGCACACGAUCAAGACAAUAUUCGUUAACAGCAAGUUUUACUAGUAGUGGUAAACAUGCACCAACAAUAACAACAACAACAACAGCUAAAAGUGAAAGAGCAAAACGUGUAACAACUGUUUUUCGAGAUAUUUCAAAUUUUCCUCUUCAAUGGUUGCUGAUUAUCGGUUUAACUACUAUUUGGGUACUGGUCGUGUAUUUGGUUCCAUUUGAAGAUUGUCCAGCUGGUUAUUUGGGUCCUGGUGGCUUACAUGAAAAUGGUAAAUAUGAAAAUUGUACCGGUGGUAUAACGGGUUAUAUCGAUCGAAUUGUUUUUACUAACGAGCAUCUUUAUCAGUAUCCAACAUGUCAACUUGUUUAUGGUUGUAAACUACCAUUUGAUUCAGAAAAUUUACUAGGAACAAUUCCAGCUAUAUUUUUAGCUUAUUUAGGUGUUCAAGCUGGGCGAAUACUUGUCAUGUAUCAAUCGGAUCUUGAUCGACUUAUACGUUUGAUUGCCUGGGGUAUUUUUACAACAGCUAUCGGUGUUGGGCUUACUUCAGGUACAUUUAUUGGUGGACCAAUGCCAUUAAAUAAAAACUUGUGGACAUUAUCAUUCUCGUUUUUUACUGCUGGUUUGGCAUUUCUUGGAUUUUCAAUAAUGUAUAUACUUGUUGAUAAAUUAAAAUAUUGGAAUGCAACACCGUUUCAAUAUCCUGGAACGAAUUCAAUUCUUAUCUAUAUUGCGCAUAUUGUUUUUGCUACAUAUUUUCCUGUUCAAUGGGUUGUUGCUAAUACACAUAUUGCACAUCUUGCUAUGGCUUUAUGGGGUUGUAUUUUUUGGAUUGUAAUUGCGUAUGUUUUCUUCAAAAAACGAAUUUUUCUUGUGCUCUAA